This is a messenger RNA of Dendronephthya gigantea, 2012 nucleotides long. RefSeq names its product acyl-CoA-binding domain-containing protein 5-like. Gene Ontology annotation, molecular function: fatty-acyl-CoA binding. The record is from RefSeq and is a predicted model, not a curated record. Bases 32 to 1513 code for a protein of 493 amino acids. NCBI's taxonomy places the organism in Eukaryota, Metazoa, Cnidaria, Anthozoa, Malacalcyonacea, Nephtheidae. Gene Ontology annotation, biological process: fatty acid metabolic process. The transcript has 10 exons.
AAUUUUUUUCAAAACAAAUGGUUGCAAAACGAUGGAGAGUUCGCAGAGAAAAUUCGAGGCCGCGGUCGAUGUUAUUCGAGCAUUACCAAAAUCUGGCUCUUUCCAACCGUCUCACGAGAUGAUGUUAAAAUUUUAUGGAUAUUAUAAACAAGCAAAAGAAGGUCCUUGCAAUGAAACAAAACCCUCCUUUUGGGAUGUAAUUAAAAAGGCUAAGUGGGAGGCUUGGUCAAAACUUGGUGAUACAAGCAAAAAAGAAGCUAUGGAAAGUUAUGUUUAUGAACUUAAAGAGGUCAUUCGAAAUAUGCCGGAGACAGACCAAGCUUCACAAUUCAUCACUGCUCUGGAGCCAUUUUAUAAAGUAGCGUAUGCAAAGGGAGAAAAGUCACCACCAAUAUUUAACAUAUUUCACAAAAAGCAAGACCGUACACCAGUUAUCAAAAUGAAUGGACAUGCUCUUCCGUUAAGAGAAAUAGGUGACAACCAUAAACUUAACACAAGUCAUGCAAGUAAAAUACAUAACAUUUCUGAGACUGUUUGCAAUGGACAAUCAAAUGACAUUGAAAAUACUGGGACAACAGGAUCAUCGCUAAGUAAUGGGGACAUGAAUGGAUUUAUACCUAGGAAAAAUGACCUAAAUGGUGCUUCAAGUAACGACCAUGUUGUCAUAAAUGGGGAUUUGGGUGAUAGUAACAAAGAGAGCAAUGGUAAUAAGGAUAUGCAAGAUGAUACAGAGGAAGAAGAUGAUGAUGAUGAUCUCUUCUGUGAUUCUCUUGGUCCAGAAUUACUCGAAGAGCAGAAUGGCCAAGUAAGGUUGCCUAAUUCAGCAAUGUUGGAGUCUGUUCCAGAGGAUAUAGUACCAUUGAAUGACAGAUGCCUUUCUAGCUUUUCUGAUGUAGAAAUUCUUGAACAAUUUGACAUGAGGAAGAAUGGUGGUAGCAGUGGUGAAACUAGUAGUCCACAUUCGGAUAAGAUGGUUCAUGUUCAUUUUGAGGAUCUCAAUACAUCCGAGGUUGAAGGAGCAAUUACUCAUCACAAGGCAUCAAAAGAACAUGGUGUUAAGGAAUGUGUCGUACAGCCUAACCAAGUAGGAGCUGGUUCCGGUGCUGGGGAUAGUAAGGGGCCAUCUAGAGCUACUGGUUCUGGCGGAAAACAUACACAAAGAAAUGCUCAAUAUUCGGAAAGAUCUACUAGAUAUGGUCAAAGAUAUCGACGACGAAGUCAAGAGAGUGACAGCGAUGAAAGCCCUGGCCGAUCUGAUCACAAUUCAAGUAGCGAGAGAGACGAUGUGGCCAUCGAUAGGAUUGCAGAUCUUCUGAUAGAAAUACAGGAUAAUAUGAAAAAGAUUUUAGACAGGCUUAAGAGGCUAGAAACAUCGUUGCAACAAAGUCAAAGUAUCUCGUGGUUCGAAAACUACAGACCUUCCAAGACCUUUUUAUUUCUUAUUCUUUGGCCUUUUAUUGUCAAUUUCCUCUUCAAGUUUUUGCGACGAAGAUUUUCGACAAAACAAAGAUAACAUUGAGGCCGCGACUUCGUCGAGAUGGUCUAGAGUCCACUGGCCUUGUGAGUUGGUGAUAAUGAGGUUACAAAUACAUUAUGGGACGUGAUGACGCGACCAAAAUUAUCGUUCCGGAAAAUAGUCGGUCUCAUGAUACACUGCCAAUUGUUUUAAGAAAGGUGCAUUUGUUACAUGCCAGCUCUGGUCGAAAAGCCUGGGACUUUUCAGAGCCGUCUAUCCCAGACAAAAAUAAAAAAGGAACUUAUUUGUUUAGAAUGUGUACCAUUGUCUGCCUCACAUUGUUGAGUAGACAUGUACAAGUAUUACGUCUACCAACCAUUUUUGACCAUUGUAUGUUUUGGGCCAUAAAUAUUUUCUUAUAAAAACUAAUUGAAUUACACCUAGUGUAGUUGAUCACAAUGAGAUACCAUACACAACGACUAUGAUUAUAACUUCUAAAUAAAUUUGUAGCUAUAAUGAUUGAAGUGGGUUGCAGUUUAAAUUAAACAACAUUGAU